UUUCCGGUCGUGACAUCAGCCGCUGAACACACGUUAGGAACUCUCUGUCUCGUUUUUGAGCGUUGACCUUUUCGACACCUCUUGAAGAGUCAACUCCUGAGUGUGGCCCGAGACUAUUCUCGCUUGACAACGUUGACACCGGCCUGACGCUCGGCAGUGGUCGCGCUAGCUGCUUUGGCUCCGCUGUUAGCAACGUUAGCUCCGCCAGGAAGACAGCUCCUCUGACGCCCUCAUGGAUCCAAGUGGAGUCACGGCUCGAACCGCCAAGAGUCCAUGGGGACCGGUGGGCCCGGCGCAAGCGGUCGGUUCUCUGACGGAGGUGAUGAGUGAACAACUGGCUCGACAGCUGGACGAGGAGAACCUCCCGGAGGUGUCCGCCUCGCCGCUGCUGCAGGACCCGCCGGCGGACACCAGCAGCGACCUCAUGCUGGCGCAGAUGCUGCAGCUGCAGUUCGACCGGGAGUUUGACCAGCAGCUGCGGCGAGAGGAGAAGAAGUUCAACGGCGACAGUAAAGUGUCCGUCUCCUUCGAGAACCACCGCAUGGUUCAUCCGUACGAGGAGAGCGAGAGCUCGGAAGAGGAGGUGGACUGGCAGGACACCAGACACGACCCGUACAGAGCAGACAAGCCUCAGACGACGCCCAGGAGAGGCUUCAGUGGCAAAGGCAAGAACAUCACCACCAAACACGACGAGGUGACGUGUGGGCGCAAGAACACGGCGCGCAUGGACAACUUCGCUCCUGAGGUCCACGUGGGUGACGGUCUGGGGAUGGACCUGAAGUUGUCCAACCAAGUGUUCAACUCCCUGAAGCGCCACUGCCAGAGCGAGGAGAGGCGCAGCGCCAGGCUGCACGACAAGAAGGAGCACUCCACUGCUGAGCAAGCCGUGGACCCUCGCACUCGUCUGCUGAUGUACAAGAUGGUCAAUGCCGGCGUGUUGGACAACAUCAACGGCUGCAUCAGCACCGGCAAGGAGUCUGUGGUGUUUCAUGCUGACGGAGGGAGCCUGGACCAGCAGCCGGUGCCAGCCGAGGUGGUCCUGAAGGUCUUCAAGACCACGCUGAACGAGUUCAAGAACCGCGACCGCUACAUCAAGGACGACUACCGCUUCAGAGAGCGCUUCAGCAAGCUCAACCCCCGCAAGGUCAUCCGCCUGUGGGCCGAGAAGGAGAUGCACAACCUGAGCAGGAUGCAGAAGGCCCAGAUCCCCUGUCCCCAGGUGGUGCUGCUGAAGAAGCACAUCCUGGUCAUGUCCUUCAUCGGCAAAGACCACGUCCCGGCGCCCAAACUCAAGGACGCCAUGCUGGACCAGGAGCAGCUGAAGAGCGCCGCCUUCCAGGUUUUACACGUGAUGCAGCAGCUCUAUCAGGAGUGCAACCUGGUCCACGCUGACCUCAGUGAAUACAACAUGCUGUGGCACGAAGGGAAGGUGUGGCUGAUCGACGUCAGUCAGUCCGUGGAGCCGACGCAUCCUCACGGUCUGGAAUUCCUCUUCAGAGACUGCAGGAAUGUUUCCACGUUCUUCCAGAAGAGAGGCGUGACCGAAGCGCUAAGCGUCUACCAGCUCUUCAACGCCGUGACUGGACUCAACAUUCCUGUGGGAUCGGAAGACGAGAGCGAGUUUGUGGCUGAGAUCGUGGCGCUGGAGAAGAGGAACGAGGACCACGUGCAGAAACGCGGCAAGAAAACCUUCCCCGUGGCUUCGGAGGACGGAGGUCCGCCUUUGCGGCCCGACUCUGACGACUAACGCUCGCUGACGGGUCCGGAGUAGAGCGCUACUCCUGUCAUCCCAACAGCUGCUUCCUGGGCUCAGGAGCGCCCCCUCUGGCGGCAGCGCUGCCUCGUGCUCCUGCUUUCGUUGGCUGAUGCUUGAGUCGAGCUGUCAUGAUGUGAACAAAUGCAGUGCUGCUGGGCCAAAGGUGAUGAUGAUUUGUCAGCCGGGAGGUGAUGAUUCUUCUGUGGUCUGAGUGAAAAUAAAACCUUCAAACACG
Messenger RNA from Synchiropus splendidus (mandarinfish), 1991 nucleotides. It is a transcript of the gene riok3, whose product is annotated as RIO kinase 3 (yeast). Gene Ontology annotation, cellular component: preribosome, small subunit precursor; cytosol. Lineage: Eukaryota; Metazoa; Chordata; Actinopteri; Syngnathiformes; Callionymidae. Bases 233 to 1747 code for a protein of 504 amino acids. The record is from RefSeq and is a predicted model, not a curated record. Gene Ontology annotation, biological process: maturation of SSU-rRNA; protein phosphorylation. The transcript is spliced from 13 exons. Gene Ontology annotation, molecular function: protein serine/threonine kinase activity; ATP binding.